Molecule: messenger RNA, 2117 nt
Organism: Daldinia caldariorum
Lineage: Eukaryota; Fungi; Ascomycota; Sordariomycetes; Xylariales; Hypoxylaceae
Product: amino acid transporter
Exons: 8
Coding region: 1-1590 (529 amino acids)
Biological process (GO): transmembrane transport
Cellular component (GO): membrane
Molecular function (GO): transmembrane transporter activity
Source: RefSeq, a predicted model, not a curated record
AUGUCUUUGCAUACCGAGUCCCAGCCACCUGGCGAAGGGCGCCUGCAGCCGCGACUGUCGAGGCUGACAAUGGUCGCUUUGACGUUCGCUAUUCUUAACACAUGGAUCGCGCUGGCUGGCUCGAUCGGCCUCGUGCUACCUUCAGGGGGCUCCGUCUCGUUCCUGUACGGCUUCGUAUUCUGCGUCCUAUGCAACCUGGCCCUCGCCGCUAGUCUCGGCGAGAUGGCAGCGAUAUGGCCCACGGCGGGCGGACAGUACCAUUUCGUGUACGCGCUGUGCACGGAUCGGUGGAAAAGGGCUAUGAGCUUUUGGGUUGGCUGGACGAAUAUCGCGGGUUGGCUCACGCUUGUAACGACUGAGGGUUUCUUUGCUGCGCAAUUUAUCUCCGCGGCCGCGGUCAUCGCCUCGAACGGCGCGUACGCAAUCGAGCAAUGGCGAACGUACCUAAUCUUCCUCGCGAUCGUAACCUUCACGACGGGCGCCAACAUCUGGGGGAACCGGAUCCUGGGGCGGUGGAACGACGCGGCGCUGUACUGGUCGCUGCUGGGCGUGGUCGUCAUCAGCAUCGUGCUGCUGACGACGUCCGACAAGAACGGCGCGGACUUCGUGUUCGCCGAGUUCCAGAACGAAACCGGCUGGUCCGACGGCAUGGCCUGGAUCCUGGGGCUGCUGCAGAGCGCGCUGUCGCUCAUCGGCUUCGACGCCGCCCUGCACAUGACCGAGGAGAUGCCGCGGCCCGCGGUCGACGCGCCGCGCGCCAUCAUCUACGCCGUCGUGGUCGGGGGGGUGACGGGCGUCGCGUUUAUCCUCGUUAUCCUGUUCUGCAUUACCGAUCCGGAGACCGUCUUGAACACCCCGACUAACAUGCCCAUCGCCGAGCUGAUCCUCCAGGGCACCGGGAACAGAGCCGCGGCUACCGUGCUGACACUCAUGCUGGCCGUGUGCUUUAUCAACGGCACGAACGGCUGCGUGACCAGCUCGAGUAGAUUGCUGUAUGCGAUGGCGCGGGACAAGGGUAUCAUGUAUCAUAACUACUUCGCGCACAUCACGCCCAAACUCGACGUCCCCGUGCGCACCAUCGUGCUCACCUUCGCAUUCAACGUCCUCUUCGGACUGCUGUACCUCGGGCCCUCGGUCGCCUUCAGCGCGUACGCGGCCAGCACGACCAUAUUCCUCAACGUGUCGUACGUGAUCCCAGUCGUCGUCCUGCUGGUCCGCGGCCGCGCCGUCCUGCGCCAGUACCAGGCCGAGAACGCCUACUUCGCGCUGGGGAGGUUUGGCUGGGCGCUCAACGCCGUGGCCGCUGUCUUUGUUAUCGUUACUUCUGUGUUCUUCUGCUUCCCGACUGAACUUCCCGUCUCGGCAGACCAGAUGAACUACGUCGUUGUCGUAAUUGGUAUCUUCCUGGUCGUAGUAGGCGCGUACUGGAUUGCAUACGGCAAAACAUUCGAGGGGCCGACAUUCGAGGAAAUCAUCGGACACAUGCCCGGAGACCAAGAAGUAGCAACAGCGGUAGCAAGUUCCGGCUCCCCCUCGGAGAAGGGAAAAGACGCGGUCAACAGCGACGACGAGAGACCAGUUAUUCCCUAAAGUGGCAGCAUAUAUUAGGUACCUCCUACCAGUAAAUACUCCGAGUAUUAAUUUCUCCCCUUUUCUUUUCGAGCGACUAUAUAUUAGAACACACAAGCAGAAAACAUUCCUUUCGUUUGCAAAAACAUAUAACAUAAUUACAGUUGGUAGAGACAUUAAUUAAUAUUCUAUUCAUAAAUAUCUAGUAGAUUGAUAAAUCUACCAAAAUAUCAGUUCCCUUUAGGUUAGGUACCUCACAUGUAGUUCUUAUCAUAGAGCGUUAUUUAAGUUAAAUAUGUAAAGCAUAUUGUCCAGGUAUCCUUUACCUUGGGUAUUUUUGAGUGAAAGACUCAAGUCGAGCUAUAUUCGUGAAGGCAUUAAGUAGAACAAAUAGGAAAGAUUUGAGGUUAUUAUUGGCUUUUUCCAACUCGGACUUUCAACGGAGCUAAAGCCUGGCUUACCAGAUACCUAAGUGAAAAAGUUAUUUAAAAAAACAUUAAAGGGGAGAAUAGGGGCGGGGGGCUCUAUAUUUACUUACAAUGUAAUUC